UCAGUGGAUUCGACCCCCCUUCCCGGCCACUGUGAUGUAAACAGGAAGAGACUUAGACAAAUUUUUGUUGACUUUUUCAGGUGACUAGCGUGCUAGCUAAUGGAGUUCGUGGCUAGAAUUAAACACAAGGGGCCUUAACAUCCCACAAUAUUACCUACUAAUGCGAGUAAGACCAAGAUGGACGACAUCAAUUUACACUACAGGAUCCUCAACUGGAGGCGCAGGAUCAGAGAAAUAAGGGAAGUGCGUGCCGUACGCUACCAGGAGCGCUACAAACGCAUGAUGAAGGACGGAGACACUUUGAGUUACCAAGGGAACUCUGAUGAAGUUGGCUGCUAUGUGGCUCCACGGCCUUUAUCAAAAGGAAACUGUUACUUUGAGGUGACUAUAAUGGACACAGGUGUCAGAGGGACUAUUGCUGUGGGUCUGGUUCCUCAGUUCUACAAGCUUGAUCAUCAGCCUGGCUGGCUGCCUCACUCAAUCGCUUACCACGCUGAUGAUGGGAAACUGUAUAAUGGCAACCCUGUCGGCCAGCAGUUCGGCCCCAAGUGCAACCGUGGCGAUCGGAUAGGCUGCGGGAUCUAUGCAGACGCUUUUGACGCCGGACUCACCACUGUGUUUUUCACCAAGAACGGCAAAGAGCAGGUGGGCUCGGUGGUGGUGCCCGUGGCUCCGGGCGGCCUUUUCCCUGCUAUCGGCAUGCACUCUCUGGGGGAGGAGGUGCGCCUGAACUUGCAGGCCGAGUGGGGCACAGAGGAGGAGGACAGCAUCAUGAUGGUGGACAGCCACGAGGACGAAUGGGGACGCCUGUAUGACGUCAGAGUCAGCGGAACGCUGCUGGAGUAUGUAGGAAAGGGAAAGAGCAUCAUGGACGUGGGACUCGCUCAGGCUCGCCAGCCGCUCUGCACACGGAGCCACUACUUCGAGGUAGAGAUUGUGGACCCUGGAGAGAAGUGCUACAUUGCAUUGGGCCUCGCUCGAAGAGACUACCCUAAGAACAGACACCCAGGCUGGAGCCGAGGCUCGGUAGCAUAUCACGCAGAUGAUGGGAAGAUCUUCCACGGUAGUGGAGUUGGAGAUCCGUUCGGCCCACGUUGCUUUGAAGGGGACAUCAUGGGCUGUGGGAUCAUGUUCCCUCGUGACUAUGAAGAUGAGGUUGAUGAUGGAGAGGACAUAGCCAAGAAUCCUGAGCAAAACCGCGUUCAGAACGUACUGUAUCUAAACGAUGAGGAGGAGGAGGAGGAAGAGGGAGAUGACGCAGAGCAAGAGCAGGAAGGCAGGAAGGUUAUGGUGUUCUUCACCCGCAACGGGAAGAUCAUCGGGAGGAGGGAGGUCGUGGUGCCGGCCGGAGGAUUCUACCCCACCGUCGGCAUGCUGAGCACCGGAGAGAAGGUGAAGGUGGAUCUCCACCCUCUCAGCGGCUAACGGAGACUACAGAGACUACAACCAGUCCCGUGUCAGCAGUUCAACUGUGAGCUUGUAGCAUCAUGAACGGUUUAAAAGGGAAUCAGGGAACAUUUAAGUCUGCAAACUGAUCUAAUGUUUCUUUGUCUUUAUUAUUAUUCAUGGGUGCACACUGUGGAAGAUUUUGUUUUGUUUUGUUGUGUUUUUCUUCUCCUUCAUAUUAAUUGCCAUGGAACCAAAAACGGCAGUGCGCAUGGUUUUCACUCACGCUGGAAUAACGAUGCAUAUCUUACUGUCUUUACAUCUUUUUGUCCUUCAGGGGCCGAGCUGUAUUCUCUUUCUACGGUUUUAUUGAUGGUUCUGUGUGUAACCAUGUUGAGCGGCUGUAUUCAGAGUUGAGCAUAGUGUGUGAGUGUGUGUGUGUGUGUGUGUGUGUGUGUGUGUGUGUGGGAAGAAAUUAACACUGAAACUGCAUACACUCAUAUAAGGGCUACUCAGACGGUUACAUUAUUAUGUAUUAAAUAGCACCUAUUCACAAUUUGUACUAAAGGGCUUUUCUCUUAGCUUUUUUUUUUUUGGACUAUUUUUUUGUCACUAAUUUGAUAUUGGCAAUAUUAUAUCUUUGGGUAAUACUAGUGGGGGGGGGGGGGGAGCGUCAUUUGAGGCCAACGUUAAAACUCAAAUCAGGGGUGGACAAAUCAUAAAUUCAUUAGCUGGCACAUCAUUCAAGUAAUACCUCCUAAAGUGCUGCCAAGUACCAGUGUUAAUUGACAAGGCUAAAAAGUGGCAAGCUAAUAUAGAGACAAACGUGUAUCAAAUUCCCUGCAUAGGGAAUGAGAUCGAAUUGGUGCCCUUGACACAAAACUCAGCAAGUUGUUGGCUAAUAGUUCGGCUAUUAGCCGUGAUGUUUUCUUCACACCGCACAUAAAAAAAACAUUCUUCGUUCUGGAUAUCGUCUUCGUUUUUUUUUUCUAAAUGUUUACCCGUGAGGCGAGGGUGUGUCGAGCUCCGCAGUAAUCCUCUGUUCACACUAGUAAGAGACAAGCCACUCAAAUCACUUGUAGUUCGUCUCUUGUGGGCGUGCACGGUCUUAAAAAUCGAGGAGAAAUGGUAGUAGCUAUAUAUAGCUUCUAGAGCUAGCUAUUUAAACACAAAUGCUAAUAAUUCACUAUUCAGAGUGAAAAUGGGUUUACUUGCUAGGCUUCAUAUUCGCCUUGUUGGCAGAUAAGUAAAGCAAGCUACAGUCAUGUAAGUAAAAAUAAGUACACCCCUUGGAAAUUGUUGACCUUUUUUUAUGGACAAGCAAACAUUUGAUCAUCUUUGAAGCAUUGCCUAUUAAUGAAGUUGAUGUACUUGAACAAAACCCCAAGGGAAACAAUUGUGGAGUGGAAAUGCCUUUUCAAUCAUUUAUUCAACAGAAAAACUGCUAUCCUACAGUGCCUACUUGUCCAGUGGGCAGCUAGGAAUAAAAAACGAAUUGCCUGGACAUUGUCCUGGGGGAUAUUUACAUCGAAUUGACACCACAUUCUGCCAACGCAGGUCAUUUAUAUAGUCUAAAUCAUUAUCUAAAUACGCACUGUUUGUCAUACAUAUAUGUUUUAUUUUAUUUUAUUUUAUUUCAUGAGCUUACAGUAGGUGGCCAGCUUUUAAAUCCCCAGCUCUGAAUACAGCGAAACUGAGUUCUUGAAUUAACAAAUGAGUUAUAUGAAGUUGAUUUUCUGUCAGAUGCAUAGUUCAUAUGUAGCGCGCUCUCUCUCUCUCUCUCUCUCUCUCUCUCUCUCUCUCUAUAUAUAUAUAUAUAUAUAUAUAUAUAUAUAUAUAUAUAUAUAUAUAUAUAUAUAUAUAUAUAUAUAUAUAUAUAUAUCUAUCUCACCGGCUGUACUGAUGCCACAGCAAGUAACAAAGAAUCACUUCAGGAAAUAGCUGAAUGAAUGAAUGAAUGAACAGAGUGAAUGGAGAGGGGGGGGGGGGGGGAGAGAGAAUGGCAUUUCGGUUUAUAAACAGCAUGUAUUUAAGGGUCAGUCGCAUCCCUGAGCGUCACGAUCCUGCACCUUCCCCUUUCCCUCACAAUCUUAAAGCUGGUGACAUUUCUACUUUGUCAUGUUUCCGUUUUGGUUUUUUUUUUCUUGAUCAACUGACAUUCAGGAAGAAAGUGCCACUUUGUUAUCGCUGCCCCGUGGAAAUGAGGCUUUGGGCAGGAGCAGAGAAAUGUCACGAGGUAAAUGCGUCAUCAGCAAGAGGUCAGUCACGUAGUUUUGCCGUGACGUACACUUUUCUGAGACGCUAAAUGCAAUCUGGGGGGGAAAUAUAUAUAUAUAUAUAUAUAUAAAAAUCUAGAAAUAAUUACCAAGGUUUAUUUCUUUAUGCUGGUGCGUUUGUAUUGUGUGUAUGCAAAUCAGCAGGGCCGUAUUCAGAGAGCUGUUCUGUUCACAUGGUGAGAAUUUCAUUCCGAAAUUGCGUACAGUAUUCAGACCCUUCGAGGUAACUCCGUACUUUCAGAAGCUGUGCGAGAGUUCCACGCGUGAGGUGAUGUUUGAGUAAAGCUGAGGCAUGGCUCAGUUUCCUGCAUUUCUGAACUUGGAUGCAUUAUUCUUGAGCGAGUUGACAAAUCAAAAUAGUGUGAUAAAACGGCUUUAAUCCAAUGUGCACGUUAGGAUUUCAGGGCCUAGAUUCAGAAUCUCGUGGCUUUAAGUUGUGCGAAAGGAGUAUCAGUUGGUGUGCAAUAUAAAACAAUAACGCAAUGCAAACUAGGAUGUGCUGGAUCAAGUGCUGUUUUCUAAGCUGCUGAAUAAUGAAGGUGGAAGCCAUUUAGUUUAAAGUGAAUAAUGUGAUGAUGAUUAUCUACAGUAUAAAUAUAGAGAUUUUCUUCUUCAGUCUGUAUUUUCGAUCCCUUUUUUGGGAUAGAACGGGAAGCCCAGAAGUAACCAAAGUCUUAACGUAUGCAAAUUGAACCGCCUUAACAUUGACAGAACUCUGAAUACGGCCCUGAAGCUGGAGUCUUAAGACCGUGUCUCAGGUUGGACGUGUUUUUAUUUUCUCAGUCUCUUGCCAGCAAUCCAUGUCUUGUUUUUAUUUCUUUAGUUAAAAAGCUUUUGAUCAGUCCUUCCAGGAUUUCGCGAUCGCAGAAACGACUGCAAAAUCAAGCAAGCUAUUCGGAGGAGCUUGCUAUUUUACGUGUCACGUGACGUCAUCAGGCCGUGCGUUCAGCCAAAGCCGUCUUCGAUUCACAUACAUCGAAUGUGAGGACAGCUGAAAGGUCUCAUUUACCACCAAACGUCACCGCAAAACGCCGUGCAAUGCAAUUUCGCCAAUUCGUGUAGUUUUCCGCAAAUAUAUAUAUAUAUUUUGCAUCGCAAAUUUUGGGGAAAAAACAGCUGCAGCAGAAUCGAGAAUUUUUGACAACAGAAUAACUGUGCGGAAUCCUAUAUGGACUGAUUGAUUUGGCGUGUGUGUUUGGCACGUUUUGUAGCCAUGAUGUGUGUCGUUGACUGGAUGCCAUCACGUUCAUACUUUAAAAAAAAAAAAAAAGAACAAAAAUAAUGAAGCUGAAGAUGUUCUUUGGCAGUGUGUGCUUUAACGUGAGCUAAUCCAGUUCACUAACGCCCUGAGCACUUUACAGCAGAUUGAUUGUGUGGGUAACAGUGUGGUGGUGAGCUGGUUUUACAGCUGUGUGUGUGUGUGUGUGCGUGCGUGUGUGUGUGAGAUGAAGGAUUUUGGAGCAGGGAUCACCGUGACAUAUUUAUAUCACAUAUGCAUUUUCUGCUCCAGCCAUCUUGGACUGAGCCCACCGAUCUGCAAACCUCAGACAGUAAUUGUUUUCGUCUUGUCUUCAUGUCCCACAAUUCACAGAAAUGCCGUGUAGUUUUUUUUUCCAUGUUGGUUUAUGCCAAAACUGUCACUAUGGAUCCUUCAGAUUCUCCCACUAAAAGGGAAGACGAUUAAUUAUGUUACAUAUCUGUUGAAUGAUGACAUUAAACCACAUUUGCUUCACA
This is a messenger RNA of Ictalurus punctatus (channel catfish), 5396 nucleotides long. RefSeq names its product SPRY domain containing 3 (gene spryd3). The transcript has 11 exons. Gene Ontology annotation, molecular function: protein binding. Lineage: Eukaryota; Metazoa; Chordata; Actinopteri; Siluriformes; Ictaluridae. Bases 178 to 1425 code for a protein of 415 amino acids. The record is from RefSeq and is a predicted model, not a curated record.